CUUCCCACUUCCUUCCCCCAAGAGCUCCCUAUAUCUAUCCCAUCCGUCUCCUCCUUUCAGCUCCAACGCUUCACAACUCAUUUCCCUUCUUUUCUUUCCCUCUUCCCCACGAAACCCUAGAUUCAGAAACUUCUCCCUGAAAUUGAAACUUCGCAAGCAUAAUUGAUCAAAACCCACAAAUCAAGCUAACACAAUCGAAGAUCGAACAAAAAAUAACCACCAGAAUCUCCCCAUCAAUAUGACGAGUUGCGGAUUGACGAUGCCAGGAACCGACGCCGCUCUCUUUGGCGCCACACCUUCCUCCGCCAGAUUACCCGACCCGGUUCUCCGGGUCAUGCCUUCUCUGGGUCGCCCGUCAAUGGUGUCCUUCAGGACCAGAGCCACCACCAUGAACGGAACCGCCUGUACGGCUGCGGCGGAAAUGAGCUUAUACGAUAUGCUGGGGAUACCAGAGUCGGUGAGCCUGAGAGAUAUUAAGAUGGCGUACAAGCAGCUAGCGAGAAAGUACCACCCGGACGUCUCGCCGCCCGAUCGGGUCGAGGAGUACACCCAGAGGUUCAUUCGGGUCCAGGAGGCUUACGAGACGCUGUCGGAUCCCCGGCAGAGGGCUCUCUACGAUCGCGAUAUGGCCAGAGGGUUUCACCUCGCCUUCUCCGCUAGGAGACAUUCUUCAUACCAUGACGACGAGGAAAUUGGUGAAAGAGGAGACUGGAGAAAUCAGUGGCAGUCACAGGGAGAGCUCCGGGAGCCACUUGGAAGCGUAGUGAGCGACGAUGGAGCCGAUGGAACCGAUGAGGUCGGGGCGGACGCCUUUGGACUUGAUGUCGGAGAUAGUCUG
This is a messenger RNA of Linum tenue, 838 nucleotides long. NCBI's taxonomy places the organism in Eukaryota, Viridiplantae, Streptophyta, Magnoliopsida, Malpighiales, Linaceae. The record is from the annotation of a GenBank genome assembly.